GCCCCGCCGUGUGCAGGCCGGCAGCGGGCCCGGUUGGUGCGGGCCCUGCGGGCGCCGGGCGGGGCGCUGUGCGCGGCGGCGCUGACGUGGCCGGGGCGCGGGGCGGCCAUGGCGGACGGGAGCAGGCAGAGCCGGCUGGCGGCGGCCAAGAAGAAGCUGAAGGAAUAUCAGCAGAAGAAUAACCCUGGAGCAGCUGCAGGAGCCAAGAAGAAACGCAAAACUAAGGAAGGCAGUAGGCCUGAGACUCCCACCAACGAUGACCAGCAGCCUCCAGAGAAUAUUCAGAACAUUCUGAAGGUGCUGGUGUCAGACCUUAACCGCUCCAAUGGGGUAGCCAUACCCUCAUUGGACAAGAGGAAGGCGUACUUUGACAGUGAUGUUGCCACUCGUAACGCUGAACAGCUUGCUACCGAUGUCCCUGUGCUAUCUAACAGCAACAGCCUACCUGGCUGUGGUUCUGUUCUGCCUGCUCCUGCAAGCAUGCAGCUGACACAGAUUCAUGAAGCUGAGGAUCGUAAAAAUACUUUGGAUGAGAACAGGUCUUUUUCGUCAACAGAAAGUCUCCGCCAGUUGUCCGAACAACUCAAUGGCCUGGUUUCUCAGUCCACAUCGUAUGUGAAUGGGGAAAGUGCAGUUUCUCCAACGAAUAUUAAGGAAAUGGAAACACGUUACCAGGAGCUGGCAGUAGCCCUGGAUUCCAGCAAUCUAACUAACAAACAGCUCGUUACAAAGAUAGAGGAAUUGAAACAGCAGAACCAAGAAGCAGUGAAUCAGCUGGAGAAGGAAAAGAAGGAGUUUGAACAGAAAUUUUCUAAAGAGCAAGCAGCACUGAGGGAACAGCUACAGGUUCAUAUCCAGACUAUUGGAAUUCUAGUUUCUGAGAAGUCUGAGUUGCAGACAGCCCUUGGACAUACUCAGCAAGCUGCACGGCAGAAAUCAGGAGAAGCUGAAAGCCUUGCUGCUCGUUUACAUUCAUCCCGCCAGAGGGUAUCAGAGCUAGAACGUACUUUGUCCUCCAUCUCUAUGCAGCAGAAGCAGUCAGAGAAGCAUAAUAAAGAGUUGGUGAAGGAGCGAGACAACCUGAAAAUGGAACUGUACAAACGAAGCAAAAGUAGUGAGGAAAUAAAGCAGCAGAACUCGGAGCUGUCAGAGCAAGUUCACUCCCUGGUUUCCAAGAACUCAGCUAUGAAGUUGGAUAUAGAGGAUUUGCAUAAGAAACUGGAAAUGGCUGAACUGAUGAUUCAACAGUUCUCAAAUCAGGCAGGGAGUCUGGAUGCAAACCAGCAGUUGCAGAUGGCACUGGAGGAGAAGGCGAGCUUGGAAACCCAGGUUGCUCAGCUCUCAGAAUCACUUCAGCAGCUCCAGAUAGAAAGAGAUCAGUACGUAGAGAAACUGAAGGAUGAGCAGAGCAUUUGGCAGCAGCGGGUACAGCAGCUCUCUGAGCAGAUCCACACAAUGGCAGAGGAGAAGGAGAAGCACAUGGCCCAAAUUCGGGAGCUGGAAGCCAACAUAACUGAGCUGUUGAGCAAGUCAGCAGUUAAGCCAAUGGAUAUCGAGCCUUCCUCACCUCCAGGGCCCACAGCAGCUGAGCUGAGUCUGCAGGAAGAGAUCCAGCGGCUGCAGCAAGAGAGGGAGGAACUGAACGGGCAGUACCAGGCCCAGGUCCGCGACAAUGAGCAGCUAAGCCAUCUCAACCGGGAGCAAGAGGAGCGGCUGCUGGAGCUGGAGAAGGCUGUGCAGCGCUACAAUGAGGAGGCUGUGGACAGACAGCAGAUCCUGGAGGACAUGCAGAGUGACAAGGCCACAAUCAGUAGGGCAUUGAGCCAAAAUCGGGAGCUGAAGGAGCAGCUGGCUGAGCUGCAGAAUGGGUUUGUCAGACUGACAAAUGAAAACAUGGAGGUUACAAGUGCCCUACAGUCAGAACAACAUGUAAAGAAAGAGCUGGCCAAGAAGCUCGGGCAGCUGCAGGAGAACCUGGGGGACCUCAAAGAGACGCUGGAACUGAAGACACAGGAGGCUCGGGGGCUGCAGGAGCAGCGGGACCAGUACUACAGCCACUUACAACAAUACACCGUGGCAUACCAGCAGCUGUCUGCCGAGAAGGAGGAACUGCACAAACAGUACUUGUUGCAGACACAGCUUAUGGAUCGGCUGCAGCAUGAGGAGGUUCAGGGGAAGGUGACAGUGGAAAUGCACCUGAAAGAGCUGCAGCAGACCAAGGAAAAUCUGGAAGCUGUAGCUAAGGAAAACAAAGAGCUGCAGGCCCAGAUCAGCCAGUUAGCAGCAGACCUGGAUGGCAGGAUUUUGCACCGACUGGAUGGAGAUGGAGUUGAAAGUGAAGCAAUGGAUGAAGAAAUCCAAACAUCUUCAUUUGUUAUCCCAGAGAAGUUUGAAAGCCAUGAAGAAAUGGUCUCUUUCUUGACAUCUGCCAUGUCCCAAGUGGAGAAGGAGCGAGAAGACAUGAGGCAGCAGCUGGCUGCUCAGAAACAGCAGUGCAGAAGCCUCCUGCAGCAAAUAGCAGCUCUGAGGCAGGAGCAGCAGCACAGCGUCACGCUGGGCAGAGGUUCCACUGUGGAUACUGUUCCAGUGGAGGUUCAUGAGGCUUUGAGAACUGCCAUGGAAAAACUACAGUCCCGUUUCACAGACCUGAUGCGUGAGAAAGCUGAUCUGAAGGAACGGCUGGAAGAGUUAGAACACCGCUGCAUACAGCUGUCUGGGGAAACGGACACCAUCGGGGAGUAUAUUGCGUUAUACCAGAGUCAAAGGGCUAUCCUCAAGCAGCGACACCAGGAGAAGGAGGAAUACAUCAGCAGAUUGGCUCAGGAUAAGGAAGAGAUGAAGAUGAAACUACUGGAACUGCAGGAUUUGGUGAUGCGCCUGGUCAGGGAAAGAAAUGAAUGGUACAGCAAGUACGUAGCAGUGGCUCAAAACCCAGAGCUGUUGGCAAGCCAGAGUGAAAGCGCGCUUCCAGCGGAGAGGCGCAUUGAACUGAAUGCUACUGAUGGAGAAGGGUUACGGGAAGUGAAUUUAUCAGAUGAGGCAGAACAAGCGGCUGCUCUUCAUCAAUCCGGUUUCUCCCCUAUUGACAGUAAAGCUGUUCAGCCAAGCCCAGAGGACCCCACAGCAAAGCAAAUAAUGCAGCUGCUCAGAGAAAUCCAGAACCCACAGGAAAGGCUGGGGUCCCCGAUGGAAAAUCCCUGCAUUCCCUUCUUCUACCGCGCUGAUGAGAACGAUGAGGUCAAAAUCAUGGUAGUUUAAGUGGCACUAAAUCCUAUUUAGAGCAAUUUUCUGAGCCUGAAAGGACCUAACUGACUUGUACGUGCUCAUACCUCUGCUCAGUGCCCUUGGUCAGAACAGAUACCUACUUUAAAGACAUCAGGAAAGAGGGAUUGCGUCAGCCAGAAUUUGAGCAUCAGACCUCAUCUUCUCUUUCUUUUGCUUCUGUUACUUGCCGUGCUUGGAGAACAAGCAGGCUCCACCUGAGCCCGGGAGGUGGCAGGUGCUGGUACGUCACCUGGGCCACGUGCAGGCUGGUGGGAAGGAGAGUCCAGGACUUCUGGCAAAAUGACUUUAUCCCUUGUCCCAGGCUCUGCUGCCAGCAGCCAGCGUCACAGCAGUGACCGAGCAGCGGUUCCGAUUCAUCACUCAUGACUAUAAUUGGCCUAGUUCCUUCCAGGGCCCCCAAAGUAACGAACUAACUUCUCGUAAUGAACUCUUUGGACUCUAAACAGGUGGGGUUUUGUUUCAUACCAUAUAUUUUAAUCUUCCCACUUUCUUCUGCAGCCUGCCUCUUGCAAAUGUAUCUGAAACAGCCAAAAGAGAGGGGCUUCGGGCUCACUGGGCAGCGCUACAGCCCAGUUUAUUCUCAUUGCUAGGGGAAGGGACCGAGGGUUGCCUUUUGAGUCUUCUUGGUUACUUGACAAAGCUUUAUGUGAUUCUUGGGAGUGGGGUGGAAAUGUAACUGCACUUUGAAGGAUGAUGUGUUUCAAUUGUAUGUGUCUGAAGGUUUUAUUUAUUUAAAAAUAUGGGAGAAAUAAGUAAAAGGAAACUACUUACUUAAGAAACAAUGCUUUGUUUUGAAUUUCUGAGCUCUAGGGGUUCUAGUUCUCCAUCACUUACUAAAAUGGGAGAGGAGGAAAGUUAAGGAGUGCAUUAAACAGGUGAAAUCCAAGACCUUGUGGCCCUAUUUAAGUUUCCCGGGAGACACAUCAGCGAUGGAGGCAUUGCCUGACGUUGCCUUGAAGCUGUAGCCCCAGUUCUAAGGAGAACGCAAUUCCCCAAAGCAGCAGCAAAGCAAAUCCCCUUGAGUGUAAGUGAAGUGAGCUGCAUGGGGGCAGCCUGAACUGCACUUAGAACCAUGGAAUGGUUUGGGGUGGAAGAGACCUCAAAGCCCAUCCAGUUCCACCCCAGCCACAGGCAGGGACACCUCCCACAGGAUCGGGGGCUCAAAGCCUCAGAGCCUUUCAGGCAGCAGCUCCCUGUUCUCAAGAGGAUCCGCUUCAGUAAUGAGAGUUUUAAGGAAAAAAACGGGAGGUUGAAGGGACGUGAUGGUCAGAGCUGUGUGAUCCAACCACCUGCGACAGCAUAUGCCACCUCGCUGUUACCCAUUGAGAUGCAGGCACAGGAACGCCGUAGCAAUUCUGGGGUUUGUCAACAACAAAAAGAGCGACCAUUCCUUUCUUCUGUGUCCAAGUUGGACAAGAUUUACCCCGGGAGUGGCAGAGAGCACCAAAAGCAGAGGGAGCGUGUGUGGGGUUGCGUUUUAUUUUUUAAUGGCUCAUUCUGAUUUUUCCCUAUACAACUGAAGAAAGUGUACGCAGAAUAAUUAGUGUUUUCCUGUAAACCCACCAGGGAAAGGGGGAAGCUAUUUUUCUGAGCUCCUUUCAUUUGAACAGCACUAACAGCAUCCAUUAUUCACACAACACAAGGUGCAUAGGUUCCCAAGCUCCAGGCCGUGCACAGGUGUGUAUGUGUAAAAUGCUGUAUAUUCCUUGCAAAGAGACCAAGCCUUUUGCUGCGCUUAUGCCUGCUCGGGCUAUUCAUAAAUAACGAAGGCAGGACUGUGCUUUAAUACAGAGCAUUAUUAAGAUAGAAUAAAUAUUUAUUGGGUGUUCUCCUCUAGUACUUGUCUCUGAAGGAGACACCAGAAGCAGAGGGAGCGCGCAUGGGGUUGUGUUUUAUUUUUUAAUGGCUCAUUCUGAUUUUUCCCUAUACAACUGAAGAAAGCGUACGCAGAAUAAUUAGUGUUUUCCUGUAAACCCACCAGGGAAAGGGGGAAGCCGUUUUUCUGAAGGAGACAAGACAAGGGAAGGUGAGCAGACUAUAACAAACUUGCUUUCUGAAUAUUCAGAUGGGUACCAAGUAGAGGUAUUUCUUCUGUUCAGAUCACCCUGAAAUAUGGCCAGGAAAAAAGAAGAAUGAAUUCUUUAUCAAAACGACGCUGGCCCAGCUCUAGAAACACCUGCGCUGGCAUCAGUGCCCUCCACAGAUGUUUUCCUGGAGGCAGCCUGCUGACAAGCCUGAGACAUUCCUCCAGGCAAUCAUUUCGCAUCCAGACCCUUGGUUCAGAUUAAUUUCUCAUCCUCUUCCCUUUACAAGCGUUUGCCUGACUCCACCUUCGAGUGAACCAAGAGCAGGAACUACUCAAGAGCUUUAAAUUAGAGCAACUGAACCACCUCUGCAUUGAGGAAAAAUAGAAGAAUGCUUCUAAAGCCAUAAGCAGCAAACAUCAGGAAAGAGCUCUUCCACUGGAAAGAGGACACGUCCUUCGGCUGGGCUGUAGCUGAGCUGGUAGGAGCUUAUGGUGCUUGGGCAGGGAAGCUGGCGUUCUCAUCAGAACAUACUUAACCUUUGGCAACCAGCGGAUGAGAGGUUGCUAGUUUUGCAAAUUAAGGCUUUUAUUUGAAGAAUUCUGCCUUUAAAAAUAUAAUAUUUCCUAGGAACAACCCUGUGACACUAGGGAGAGGUAGAACUGUUCCAAAGGGAGGAAAGGACAGGGUAGGGCAAGCACUAGUUAUUGACUCAGUUGUGCAAAAGCUGAAGUUACAAUGCAAAGCCAAGCAGGAGUCAGAGCUGCAAGACAUAGGAAGGAAUAACUAGAGAUCUCUGUCCACACAACCAUCACCGAUACCUGCUAUGAAUAAACUCUUCAAGGUGGUUUUUAGUGCACUAAGGUGUUAUUCGGGUACAAGGGAGAUCUAAUAAGUACCACAGCAAAGGGCACUUGGGGAUAAAUCAGGAACCUCCAUAUUGCUGGUUCCUCCCUGCAGUCGUGCUGGACCCCACUGCCCAGGAGCGUAAGGAAUCCACUGCAAUUGUUGGGAUGACAACGCUAGGUUCAGGAAUUACAGAAACAGCUGUUGCUGUGAGAAGUGGCAACCAUGAUCCAAGACCCGUGGCACUCCCUGCUUUGGCAUGCAGACAGCAGGAACAGAUUUACCCCGUUUAUACUAGGGGAGAAACCCCACUUCUGCUUAAGAGCAACUCCCAAGCAGGAGGCAGCCACGUGCGUUAGCCUGUGUUCGGGCUGCCCUUCAGCUACAGGCCCAAACCACACCGCUCGACACAGAAACUACAGCACCUGCUCCUGAGUUCCACAAACACCCCAGGCAAAAAUAGCUUUGAAGAACUAAAGAAUUUUGUGAGCAAAACUCCCACCUUCUGCAGAUCCGGUCACUGAAGCACCUCCAUGCAUUUUCCUUUCAAAUGGAAGAAGGGAGUUACCUCUCCCAUCGGUUGGACAAGCGGUUUGACUCUGCCACAGCUCCUGAGCACCACCGUGAAUGCAGAGCUGUUCUACCUUCCCUAUUAGCGACAGCACCUGCUCACAUCUACAGCUUUUUAAGCUCUACAGGAUGAAAAGAUUAGGUUAUAAUUAAACACAGUUUGAAAAUCACCCAGAGAAAGAGCAAGAGAAAGAGAGAUGGUUUUAUUCUAGUCAUGGAGACCUUCAUUAUACAGAAAUGAUAGUUUAUUUCAUCCAAUAAACAAGAGUGACAGGUAGCUCACAAACUGCAUCACAGCUACUACCAGCACUGAGACGGUUCACCCACAAGUCUGGGGUAAUACAAUAACCCGACUGCACACAGCAGAGAAUUCAACAAUCAGCUCAAAAACUCAACAUCAGGAUUUGGUUAACUUUUUGCAUGUGUGUGUAUAUAUAUAUGUAUAUAGAUAUUCUUUCCCUACUUUACUAUUUCCUAAAAUCCACAUGGAAGCACAAAUGGCUUUAAACACCUGGACAUAUAUAGAUUUUUCAUCUUUUAUAUAUAUAUAUAUUUAUAGAUAUUUAUAACAGUAAAGAUAUGUUUCUCAUUACUACAAUAUACUUGUUUAACUCCUUUAAGCAGCUGGGAAGAAAAGAAAAACCAACACAGUUUCACUACAAUCACAUCCGAUGUGUGUGUCACAAAAUACAAACAGAACAAACCAUGUGUGAGAUUCGAGUCAGACCAUUCCAGGACAGAACAGCUAAGAGGCAGGCAAAGAGUCUCAGAGGGAGCAGGCCUACAUGUCAAAUGGUGGUUUGGGGCUCUCCGGGCGGGAGGGACUGGCCUUACCCGGCCGGCUGGAGUUUAAAGACAAGAGAAACAAAGAGAAAAGGAAAAGGGAAAGGGAAGGAAAAGGAGG
Molecule: messenger RNA, 7629 nt
Organism: Cuculus canorus (common cuckoo)
Lineage: Eukaryota; Metazoa; Chordata; Aves; Cuculiformes; Cuculidae
Gene: GOLGA2
Product: golgin A2
Exons: 28
Coding region: 109-3258 (1049 amino acids)
Biological process (GO): Golgi organization
Cellular component (GO): Golgi apparatus; cis-Golgi network; Golgi cisterna membrane
Molecular function (GO): protein binding
Source: RefSeq, a predicted model, not a curated record